Molecule: messenger RNA, 1430 nt
Organism: Telopea speciosissima
Lineage: Eukaryota; Viridiplantae; Streptophyta; Magnoliopsida; Proteales; Proteaceae
Product: protein PIN-LIKES 2-like
Exons: 1
Coding region: 70-1419 (449 amino acids)
Biological process (GO): endoplasmic reticulum to cytosol auxin transport
Cellular component (GO): membrane
Source: RefSeq, a predicted model, not a curated record
AAACCACUUCGUUUAAUUCUUUCUAGAGGUCUUGCUUUAGGGCUCCAGAUUGAUAUUGUAGCAGAUAACAUGUCGGGGUUUUUCGUAUCAUCCGGCGGCGACAUAAGGACCAUUGGAGCAGAUCUGUUAAGUGCUGUUUUACCUUUGAUGAAACUCCUCUGCCUUACAGUUGUAGGCCUAAUUCUUGGACACCCAAAAACUCAAAUUGUCUCCAGAGCAACUUUCAAGCUCCUUAGUAAACUUGUAUUUGCUUUGUUCUUACCAUGCCUCAUUUUCACUCAUCUUGGUGAAUCCAUUACCCUGAAAAAUUUAGCCCUUUGGUGGUUCAUCCCUGUUAAUGUAUUGGUUAGCACAAUCAUUGGUUGCAUAUUGGGGAUUGUGGUGGCAAUCAUAUGUCGCCCUCCUCCUGAAUUCAUUCGUUUCACCAUUAUAAUGACAGCUUUUGGGAAUACUGGGAAUCUCCCUAUUGCUAUAAUAGGCUCUGUCUGCCAUAGCUCAGAUCACCCGUUUGGACAAGAUUGCCACAGAACCGGUGUUGCUUAUGUAUCUUUUGCACAAUGGGUUGCUGUAAUCCUUGUAUACACUUUAGUUUACCACAUGAUGGAGCCUCCCUUGGAGUAUUAUGAGGUUGUGGAAGAGGGUACUGAAAUUGAGGAACUACCACCCGUCAAUGAUUUGAGUCGGCCUCUCCUUAUCGAAGCUGAAUGGCCAGGAAUCGAGGAUAAAGAGACCGAACAUUCCAAGACACCCUUCAUUGCCAGGGUUUUCAAUAGCAUCUCAAGUUUGUCACAGAAUACAUUUCCUGAUGUUGAUCUCACAGAAGAGGGAGGUGGUGGUAGCAGCAGUCCCAAGUCCAUUAGGUGUUUGGCAGAGCCCAGGGUUGUCCGAAAGAUUAGAAUUGUUGCCGAACAAACUCCAAUACAGCACAUACUGCAACCCCCAACAAUCGCUUCUCUGUUAGCAAUUAUUAUUGGGAUGGUACCCCAACUCAAGGACUUUGUCUUUGGAGCUGAUGCUCCACUUUCUUUCUUCACAGACAGCUUGGAGAUCUUGGCAGGUGCAAUGGUGCCUUCUGUGAUGCUUAUUCUUGGGGGAAUGAUUGCAGAAGGACCACAUGACUCUAAACUUGGAAUUAGAACUACAAUUGGUAUUAUUGUGGCAAGGCUGUUGGUGCUUCCUUUGCUGGGAAUUGGGGUCGUUGGUUUGGCGGAUAAGCUGCAUCUUCUAGUCCAAGGUGAUCAAAUGUACAGAUUUGUGCUUUUAUUGCAAUAUACAAUGCCGAGUGCCAUCUUGUUGGGAGCAAUUGCCCGCUUGAGGAAUUAUGCAGUCAGCGAGGCUUCAGCACUUCUCUUCUGGCAGCAUGUGUUUGCUGUGUUCUCCCUUUCGCUUUAUAUUUUCAUAUACUUUAAAUUGCUUUAAUAUGUAUGAGA